Cynara cardunculus var. scolymus (artichoke) is the source of this 451-nucleotide messenger RNA. RefSeq lists its product as uncharacterized. The transcript has a single exon. Lineage: Eukaryota; Viridiplantae; Streptophyta; Magnoliopsida; Asterales; Asteraceae. The record is from RefSeq and is a predicted model, not a curated record. The coding region runs from base 14 to 334 and encodes 106 amino acids.
AUGCAACUUAAUAAUGGCUACUACAUUAUCAACUCCAUUGCCUCAAGAACAAGAACCCAUGGUGCAAGAUGGUCAGGCGGUGCAGUCAUCGGGAUCCAUCGGUCCCUUCUUUGCGGUCAUGUCGGUGAUGAUGGUCAUUGUGAUUCUUUCGUGUGUGGUUGGAAGGAUUUAUAGCAGACGGGAAGCGGAGGCACCGUUGGAUACGGUUUUGAAGCGUAGAGAUUAUUUUGGGUGGUUGAAAGGCAGAUUAGGGCGAUGGUGGUCGGCGCAUGGUGGUGAUAGUCACGUGAUUACACUUGCCGGAAAAGGGGCGGCUGAAGACGGCCGUGUAUAGACGAUAGAUACAUUUCUUUUGGUUAUGGUGCAGUUUGUUCAUUAGGUACAAAUUGUAAUCAAAGUGGUUAACGUUUUCGAGUAAUUUUUCUUUUUUAUAAUCGUGAAUAUUUGAAUC